This is a messenger RNA of Cinclus cinclus, 2367 nucleotides long. RefSeq names its product HLA class II histocompatibility antigen, DR alpha chain-like. Bases 98 to 1438 code for a protein of 446 amino acids. NCBI's taxonomy places the organism in Eukaryota, Metazoa, Chordata, Aves, Passeriformes, Cinclidae. Gene Ontology annotation, biological process: peptide antigen assembly with MHC class II protein complex; immune response; antigen processing and presentation of exogenous peptide antigen via MHC class II. The transcript is spliced from 6 exons. Gene Ontology annotation, cellular component: membrane; MHC class II protein complex. Gene Ontology annotation, molecular function: MHC class II protein complex binding. The record is from RefSeq and is a predicted model, not a curated record.
CUGCUCCGGACCGGCAGCUGGGGCCGUGCUGGUGGCACUGGUGGUGCUGGGAGCGCCCCCGGCUGCGAGCGCGGAGCUCUCGGGGCUGUUCCAGGAGAUGCUUAAGGCCGAGUGUUACUUCAUUAACGGCACGGAGAAGGUGAGGUACGUGGUAAGGAACAUCCACAACCGGGAGGAGUACACGAGGUUCGACAGCGAUGUGGGGGAGUGCGUGGGGUUCACCCCCAAUGGGGAGAAACAGGCCCAGUACUGGAACAACAACCCGGAAUUCAUGGAGCGCACACGGAAUGAGGUGGACACGUUCUGCCGGCACAACUACAAGGUGUUCACCCCGUUCAGCGUGGAGCGCAGAGGUGAGCGUGGGGCAGAGCGUGUCCCCUCGGGCCCUGCCCUGGGAAUGACCCUGGAGCGCCUCAAAACCUCCCUGGGAACCACCCCAGACACCCCAAACCCUCCCUGGGCCCAUCCCCGGACCCUCCUGUCCCUCCCAGUCCCUCCCAGUCCGUCCCAGUCCCCCCCCUACCCCAACGAGUCCAUGUCACGCGUGUGCCCCCCCAAUAAACGAGACCGGAUCCAACUGGGAAGUUUUAUUGGGAACAGCGGGAGCAGUCGGGGGGAGGGGGACGGAGUGACCGCAGGAGUUGGGGGGGACACACGACCCCCCCCCCCCCCCCAAAAUCAGCGCGGGGAUGGAGCGGGGGGUCCCGGCGGGGCUCGAGGCCGUGGGGAGGAGCUGCAGCCGCUGCCGGCCCAGCACAUCAUCAUCCAGAUGGAAUUCUACCAAAAAACUUUGGAUUCCCAACUGGAAGGCGACGAGUUCAUGUUCGACUUCGACGGUGACGAGAUUUUCCACGUGGAAAAGGAGGAGACGGUUUGGAGGCUCCCAAAAUUCCAGGAAUUCGCCAGUUUUGAGGCGCAGGGAGCGCUCCAGAACAUCGCCAUCACCAAACAGAACCUGGAGAUUACCAUGAAAGCUUCCAACAAUUCCAGGAUUCCCAGCGUGUCGCCGGAAGUGGCCGUGUUCCCCAAACACGUGGUGCAGGAGGACGAACCCAACGUCCUCAUCUGCUCCGUCACCAAGUUCUGGCCGCCCGUGCUGGGCCUGAGCUGGCUCCAGAACGGGAUCCCCGUGAAGAAGGGAAUCCUGGAGACCCCGUUCUACCAGGACCGCGACAACACCUUCCGGAAAUUCUCCUACCUGCCCUUCAUCCCCAAACCCGGCGAUUAUUACGACUGCAAGGUGGAGCACGAGGGGCUGGCAGAGCCCAGGAAGACGCAUUGGGAACCCCAAAUCCUGGCGCCGGCGUCGGAGGUCACGGAGACGGUGAUCUGUGCCCUGGGCUUGGCCGUGGGCAUCGUGGGCAUCGCCGUGGGCACCGUCCUCAUCAUCCGCGGGAUGAAGCUCGGCCGCGCCCGCGCCGAGCGCGGCGUGCUCUGAGCGCUGGGACCCCGAAAUUACCCCGCAAUUCCUGCCCCGAAUUCCUGGGGAUUCAACCCGAAAAUUCCUGCCCCGAAUCCUGCGGAAUUACACCAAAUCCAGCCCGAAAUUCGGUGGAAUUACCCUGAAAAAUCCUGCCCCAAAUGCCGUGGAAUUACCCCAAAAUUCCAGCCCACAAUCCUGCUCCAAAUCCAGCCCAAAAUCCCAUGGAAUUACCCCAAAUCCAGCCCAAAAUCCCAUGGAAUUACCCCAAACCCAGCCCAAAAUCCUGUCCCAAAUCCAGUCCAAAAUCCAAUGGAAUUACCCCAAAUCCAGCUCAAAAUCACGGAAAAUUUCCCCUAAUUCAGCCUGAAAUCCCAUGGAAUUACCCCAAAAAAUCCUGUCCCAAAUCCUGUGGAUUCAACACAAAAAUCCUGCCCUAAAUCCCAUGGAAUUACCCCAAAUCCAGCCCAAAAUCCCAUGGAAUUACCCCAAAAAUCCAGCCCCAAAUCCUGCCCUGGAAUUGCCCUAAAAUCCUGCCUCAAAUCUCAUGGAAUUACCCCAAAUCCAUCCUGAAAUCCUGCAAAAUUCCCCCAAAUCCAGCCCAAAAUCCCCUUGAAAUCCUGCCCGAGAUCUCACCCAAAAUUCCAUGGAAUGUCCCCAGAUCCUGCCUGAAAUCCCCCCAAAAUUCCCUUAAAAUCAGUCCCCUCAGAAUUUCCUUAAAAUCCACCCAAAAUCCCACCAAAAUUCCCUUGAAAUCCCCUCAGAAUCCCCUUAAAAUCCACCCAAAAUCCCCUUAAAAUUCCACCAAAAUUCCCCUAAAAUCCCCCCAAAAUUUCCAUUUUAUCUCCCUUUGGAAUUCUGUGUCCCUGUUGUCCUCUCGAUGUCACCCCAAUAAAGAGGGGGGAUGGGAGAGGGAGCGAUCCCAAAUCCCUUCCCCCCCUUGCCUU